This is a messenger RNA of Chanos chanos (milkfish), 11835 nucleotides long. RefSeq names its product dynein, axonemal, heavy chain 7 (gene dnah7). The transcript has 64 exons. Gene Ontology annotation, molecular function: dynein intermediate chain binding; calcium ion binding; ATP hydrolysis activity. Gene Ontology annotation, biological process: microtubule-based movement. Lineage: Eukaryota; Metazoa; Chordata; Actinopteri; Gonorynchiformes; Chanidae. Bases 1 to 11835 code for a protein of 3944 amino acids. Gene Ontology annotation, cellular component: dynein complex. The record is from RefSeq and is a predicted model, not a curated record.
AUGGACACCUCUUGCUUCAACUUCCUCAGGUACGGACAAAGCCUCAAAGGAAACAUCUCAGGCGGAGGAGCAAGAACAUCACAGAGCACGCUGACUAAAGAUGGUAGCGUGUCAGCAGAGUCGUCCAGACAGCUCGGUAGCGAUAAACCCAAGAGAGGCCGAGAGCAGCUGCGCGGUGCUCUUGUCCGCCUAAUCAUGCAGGAGGAUUCUGCUGCUGAAAAGACAGCCACUGAGAAGGACGCAAUGAAGCGCUAUUACUACUACAUAAAGAACGGAAUUGACAUCGAGAAUGUGGCAGCCAUGGACGAUUCCUGGCUAGAGAACAUGAUGGAUUUGGUACCGGAUCACCUAAAAAACUUUGCCAGUACCAUAGAGGUUCUGUCAGAUGAGAUAAAAGAAGACUACCUCCUCCGGGUCAAAAAAGCUAUCGUGGAUUUUGUGCUGAGGGACCCACGUGAAGAUGGUGCAGAAAAGGUCAAAGAUCUUCCUCCCCACAGACAAGAAAUAGAGGUUGUGCCGAAACCUUGGAACAAGUCAUUCCUUCAAGCCCAGAGGAGAAUGAGAAAUAGAUUACACUCCAUCAACCCCACCAUGCUGUCGGUGUUGACCCUUUGGCAUGUGUCCUUCAAAACUCUGCGUUUGAUUGACAUGAAGGAAUUCCAGGCUAUGUCGGAGCCCCUGGAGCUCUCCGUAUUUCGACAUUUGGUCAACAAACACAUUGAAUGUGCCAGAGACAUCCUCCUUAAAAAGUGGAUCCCAGAGAUUCAACAAAUUUACUAUCAAGGCAGCAAACGUAAGCUGGUACCUGGCAGUGAGAACAUAGCCCAGCUGCAGUCCUUCUUCAACUGUGUGUCUGCCCUCAUGACCUCCCAGCUCCAGAGCCUGGCGCUGGAGUCUAUUCAGGACUACACCCAUCUCGUUGUUCCAGAACCUCACUCAGUACGAGCUUAUGAACAUCCCGGGUUUCAGCUGAGCCUGAUCCUAGAUAAGAAUAAAAUCAGGUUUGAACCAGAGUUCAGUGACUUUGAAGUGAUACUGCUGGAGGUCUACGACAGAAUGAUGAGCUCCAUUAGCCUGGUGCCCCGUGUGGAGACGAAGCUCUACUCUGAAUGGCCGGGCCCAGAGACGGAGGGAUUUCUGAAGCCCACCGUCCUCCCUGAGAUCCUGCAGGCUCAACAGGAGAAGGUGCAACACCUGAUCCAAUCUGAGAGCAAAGGGCCUUUGGAGCACAUCCGCCUUUUCGACAAAUACGCGGCGCUGGUCUCUCAACAGGCGGAUGAAGACGUGGAGCAGUUCCUGCUUGAGCGUCACUCUUUCCAGGAGAUGAUGAUGGAGGUGGCGCGUUAUCAGCAGCUGGCCGACGAGAUCAAGUACAGCUCCAAUAAGGUACUGCGUCUCGGCAUGUUCGAGGUGUCCUCUCGUGAGCUGGUCGCGGCCCUUGUGAAACGCGCCGAGGGUCUGUGCGGCAAACUUCUCCGCCGCAUGUUAGAAGACCAUCAGGAACUAAAUAAGAGGUUGUGUGACGAGUUUAACGAGAUUGCAGAGAAGGCCCUGAGAACACCUCCAAACACAAAGGAACUCAUGGAGCUCAAAGCAUAUUUGGAGAAGGUGGAGACCCAGGAAAUGCCCAAGUUGGAGCUCAAACUCCACGAGUCAAAGACACGUCUGUGUUUCUUGGUGGAUCAUUUCCAGUUCUCGUCAAGUGACGUACGCAUGAAUAUGGAGGUUUUCCAGCUGUACAUGCGUAUGCCCUCCAUCUUUGAGGAUCAUCGUCAGCUGAUGAAGUCGGUGACGGAGCAGUACCAGGACGGCCUCAAGCUGCGGCGGGACAGGUUCGUGGAAGAGCUAGAGAGCUAUGCAAAACAGGUGGAGGAGUUUGUCACCUUUGGGGAACUGGCUGACCUCAACAAGUACCUGAAAAAGGCCCAGAAUCUUAACUCCAAACUGGACAUUGCAGUGGAGAAGAUUGAGGGCUUCAACCUGGAGGAGGAGGCCUUUGGAUGGCCUCUCUCCCAGUACCCGCUGCGUAAGAAAGUCCAGGACCGCCUGCUGCCGUACCUAAACCUGUUCGAGACCGCCGCAGAGUUCAAGAGACAGCAGCACCAGUGGCUGUUUGGGCCGCUCACCUCCGUCAACCCCGACAAGGUGGAGGCGGACGUGAGUAAUUACUGGCGCGCUCUGUACAAGCUGGAGAAGAGCUUCCAGGACUCCCCGAAGGCCCUGGACAUUGCCACCAGCGUUAAGGCCGAGGUGGACGCUUUUAAGGAGCACAUACCCCUGGUGCAGGUGUUAUGUAACCCAGGCCUGCGGGAUCGGCACUGGGACGCCAUGUCCGCCGUGGUGGGUUGCCCGCUGAAGCCCACCGAGGAGACGGCGUUUGUGGCCCACUUCCUCCCGCUCCACCUGGAGACCCACCUGAGCAGCUUUGAGACCAUUAGCGAAGCGGCCGGGAAGGAGUACUCUUUGGAGAAGGCCAUGGGCCGCAUGGCCAGCGAAUGGGCUGACAUCGAGUUCGUCCUGCUGCCCUACCGCGAGACGGGCACCUCCAUCCUCUCGUCGGUGGAUGAGAUCCAGAUGCUCCUGGAUGAUCACAUCGUCAAGACUCAGACCAUGCGUGGGUCACCGUUUAUCAAACCUUUUGAGGCUGAAAUAGGGGAGUGGGAGGCCAAACUGCUCCUGCUCCAGGAGAUUCUGGAUGAGUGGUUGAAGGUCCAGUCCACCUGGCUCUACCUGGAGCCCAUCUUCAGCUCUCCAGACAUCAUGGUCCAGAUGCCAGAGGAGGGGCGCCGUUUCGUCACUGUGGACAAAACCUGGAGGGACACCAUGAGACAAGUCUCCCUGGACAAGCACGUCCUGGCCGUGGUGGCCAUUGAUAAGAUGGUGGAUAAGCUGAAAAAGAGUAACGAACUCCUGGAGCUGAUCCUGAAAGGCCUGAACGAUUACCUGGAGAAGAAGAGGCUAUACUUCCCCCGCUUCUUCUUCCUGUCCAACGACGAGCUCCUGGAAAUUCUCUCGGAGACUAAAGACCCCACAAGAGUGCAGCCUCACCUGAAGAAGUGCUUUGAGGGCAUUGCCAGUGUAGUCUUCACAGACGUGCUCGACAUCACACACAUGAAGAGCAGCGAGGGAGAGGUGGUGGAGCUUCUGGAUAUCAUCUCCACCUCCAAGGCCCGCGGGCAGGUGGAGAAGUGGCUGCUGGAGCUGGAGUGCGGGAUGCUCAAGUCGCUGCACAAGGUCAUUGGACAGGCUAUUGAGGCGUACCCCAAAGAGCUGAGAGUGAACUGGGUGCGGGCAUGGCCCGGACAGACGGUGCUUUGUGUCUCUCAGUUAUACUGGACCAAAGACAUUCACGAAGCCAUCGCUAAAGGACCGCAGGCUCUUGAGGCUUACCUGCAGCAGAACAACACGCAGAUCGAUGACAUUGUGACCCUCGUGCGUGGGAAGCUGUCCAAGCAGAACCGGGUCACGCUCGGGGCUCUGGUGGUACUCGAUGUACACGCUCGAGAUGUGCUGGCCUCGCUCGUCCAAAAGGCCGUCGAUGAUGAGAACAACUUUGAGUGGCUGAGUCAGCUCCGCUACUACUGGAUUGAGGAGCAGCUCCAGACUAAGAUGAUAAAUGCAGGGCUGGCCUAUGGCUAUGAGUACCUGGGCAAUACACCACGCCUGGUCAUCACCCCUCUCACCGACCGCUGUUACAGAACCCUGUUUGGAGCGCUGCAUUUGCAUUUGGGAGGGGCACCGGAGGGACCUGCUGGCACAGGGAAAACUGAGACCACUAAGGAUCUGGCCAAAGCUGUUGCCAAGCAAUGUGUGGUUUUUAACUGCUCCGACGGGCUCGACUACAUUGCUCUGGGGAAGUUCUUCAAGGGCCUGCUCUCCUGCGGUGCCUGGGCCUGCUUUGAUGAGUUCAACCGAAUUGACCUGGAGGUCCUCUCAGUGGUGGCCCAGCAGAUUCUGACCAUUCAGAGAGGGAUUGCUGCCAAUGCUGAGCUGCUGAUGUUUGAAGGCACAGAGCUAAGACUGAACCCAUCCUGCGCUGUGUUCAUUACCAUGAAUCCUGGCUACGCAGGACGCUCUGAGCUGCCUGACAACCUCAAGGCCCUGUUCCGGACGGUGGCGAUGAUGGUCCCGGACUACGCCCUGAUCGCGGAGAUCGUGCUGUACUCGUGCGGCUUCGUGAUGGCGCGGCCGCUGUCGGUGAAGAUCGUCGCCACCUACAGGCUGUGCUCGGAGCAGCUCUCCUCCCAGUCUCACUACGACUACGGCAUGAGAGCCGUCAAAUCCGUGCUCACGGCCGCGGGCAACCUGAAGCUGAAGUUUCCAGAAGAAAAUGAAGACAUACUGUUGCUGAGGUCUAUCAUCGAUGUUAACUUGCCCAAAUUUCUGGCUCAUGAUCUGCCCCUCUUUGAGGGCAUCACCUCUGACCUUUUCCCCGGGGUCAAGCUGCCUAAGCCUGACUACCGUCUCCUGCUGGAGGCCAUUAAGGAAAACAGCGAGAAGGUGAACUUGCAGGUGACGGACUUUUUUGCGGAAAAGAUCCUGCAGAUUUUUGAGAUGAUGAUAGUAAGGCACGGCUUCAUGAUCGUUGGAGAGCCUUUUGGCGGGAAAACGUGUGCCUAUCGAGUCCUGGCCGCCGCUUUGCACGACAUCUGUGAGAAGGGUCUGAUGGAUGAGAACAGGGUCCAGAUCACGGUGAUCAACCCAAAGUCCAUCACCAUGGGCCAGCUGUACGGGCAGUUUGACCCGGUCUCCCACGAGUGGUCGGACGGAAUCUUGGCAGUCAGCUACAGGGCCUUUGCUACCUCUCAGAGCCCAGACAGGAAAUGGCUUAUUUUUGACGGUCCGGUGGAUGCGGUAUGGAUCGAGAACAUGAACACGGUUCUGGAUGAUAACAAGAAGCUGUGUUUAAUGAGCGGGGAGAUCAUCCAGAUGUCCCCCCAGAUGAGUCUCAUCUUUGAACCCAUGGAUCUGGAGGUGGCCUCACCUGCCACGGUGUCUCGCUGUGGCAUGAUCUAUAUGGAGCCCCAUAUGCUUGGCUGGAGGCCUCUCAUGUUGUCUUGGCUCAACACCCUGCCCUCCACCGUGAACUCGAUGCACAAAGAUCUCAUCACCGCUCUCUUUGACCGCAUGCUACCAGCGUGCCUGCAGCUCAUCCGCAGAGGAGCCAAGGAGCUGUCACCGACGUCAGACACGAACCUGGUGCACUCUCUGAUGAACCUCAUGGACUGUAUGAUGGAUGAAUUCAGAGAUGAACCCCGGAUAAAGGGGAUGAAUGAGCGUGACAUCUGCUCCUGGCUGGAGGGCAUCUUCGUGUUUUCUCUGGUGUGGUCUGUGGGAGCCAGCUGUCUGGAGUCUGGCAGGGUGAAAUUUGACGGACUGGUGCGAGAAUUGCUGGCGGGUGCUCUCAGCGAAGAGACGCGGGCAAAACACGACAUCCUGGACCACGUGGAGCCCCCCUCCAAGCCGCUGACCGUGCCCCUGCCCACAGAGGGCACACUGUACGGCUACCGCUUCAUCAAAGAGGGCCCUGGGAGGUGGGAGCUGUGGGCGGAUGAGCUGAAGACGGCACCUCCCAUCUCCAAAGACAUGCAGUUCAAUGAGAUCAUUGUCCCCACAGAGAACACAGUGCGCUACACGGCCCUGAUGGAGCUGCUCAUCACCCAUCAGAAACCCACUAUCUUCGUUGGGCCCACAGGCACUGGCAAGAGCGUAUACAUCAUAGACUUCUUGUUGAACCGGCUGAAGAAAGAUGUGUACACACCUCUCCUUAUUAACUUCUCUGCCCAGACGACAGCAGCUCAGACCCAGAACAUCAUCAUGUCCAAGCUGGACAAAAGGCGCAAAGGAGUGUUUGGGCCACCUCUUGGCAAGAAAACAGUGGUGUUUGUGGAUGACGUGAACAUGCCGGCCCGGGAAACGUAUGGGGCACAGCCCCCUGUGGAGCUGUUGAGGCAGUGGCUUGACCACUGGAACUGGUACGACAUGAAGGACUGCUCCAUGAUCAACCUGGUGGACAUCCAAAUCAUGUGUGCCAUGGGACCCCCAGGUGGAGGGAGGAAUCCACUGACACCUCGUUUCCUUCGUCAUUUCAACACGGUGACCAUCAACGAGUUCGACGAGAAGACGAUGUUCACCAUUUUCUCCAGGAUUCUGGACUGGCACCUCACCAUAAGGUUUCCAUUUCCCAAGCCGUUUGCUAGCCUCACCCCCCAGAUCAUUAGUGCCACUAUGUCGGUGUACCAGGAGGCCACCAAAAACCUGCUGCCCACCCCAGCCAAGUCCCACUACCUCUUCAACCUGCGUGAUUUCUCUCGUGUUAUCCAGGGUAUCUGUCUGUCUCGACCUGAGACAGCUGAUGACCCUAAAGCUAUCAAACGCCUCUGGGUGCAUGAGGUCCAAAGGGUUUAUUACGACCGUUUGGUCCACCAGUCUGACCGCACUUGGUUGGUGGGCUUCCUGCAAGAGGCUUCACAGUCUCAUUUGAAAGAGAACUUCCAUCAACUCUUUCAACAUCUGGACAGCGACAGUGAUGGCUGUGUGACUGAGGACGACCUACGCAGCCUCAUGUUCUGUGAUUUCCACGACCCUAAAGGGGAGGACCGCAACUACCGCGAGGUGGGUGAUCUCGAUCAACUCAGACAGGUGGUAGAAUCCCACCUGGAGGAAUUCAAUAACAUCAGCAAAGCGCCCAUGAACCUGGUGCUGUUCCGCUUCGCCAUCGAGCAUGUUUGUCGCAUCUCACGAGUGCUCAAGCAACCCCGUGGUCACGCUCUCCUGGUUGGCGUCGGGGGCAGCGGGCGCCAGUCCCUCACCCGCCUGGCGGCCCACAUGGCUGAAACAGAGCUCUUCCAAGUGGAGAUCUCCAAGAGCUACGGCAUGACGGAGUGGCGUGACGACCUGAAGCUAAUCAUGCGCAAGUCCACUUCGGGCGAGACACACGGAGUCUUCCUCUUCACAGACACCCAGAUCAAGCUGGAGUCUUUCCUGGAGGACGUCAGCAACCUGCUGAACACUGGCGAGGUGCCCAACCUUUUCGCGGUGGACGAGAAGCAGGAGAUCAUCGAGCGCAUGCGUGUGCUGGACCGCCAGCGCGAACGGGACAAACAGACCGACGGCAGUCCCCUGGCUCUCUUCAAUAUGUUUCUGGAGCGUUGCCGUAGCCAGCUGCAUGUGGUGCUGGCCAUGAGUCCCAUCGGUGACACCUUCAGAAAUCGUCUGAGGCGCUUCCCAGCCCUUAUCAACUGUUGCACCAUCGACUGGUUCCAGAGUUGGCCAGAAGAUGCCCUCCAGGCUGUGGCUUCCCGGUUCCUAGAGGACAUCGAGAUGACGGACGACGCCCGCACCGGCUGCAUCACCAUGUGCAAAAGCUUUCACACGUCCACCAUCGAGCUGUCGGCGCGCUUCCAGGCCGAGCUGCAGAGAUACAACUAUGUCACACCCACCUCCUACCUGGAGCUCAUCUCCACCUUCAAAGCCCUCUUGGAGCGGAGGAGAGCUGAGGUGAUGAAGCUAAAGCGUCGGUACGAGGUCGGUCUUGAGAAGCUGGAAUCGGCUGCCUCCCAGGUGGCCACCAUGCAGGUGGAGCUGGAGGAGCUUCAGCCACAGCUGCGCGUGGCCAGUAAGGAAGUGGACGAGAUGAUGGUGGUCAUAGAGCGGGAGUCGGUGGAGGUGGCAAAGACGGAGAAAGUGGUACGGGAAGACGAAGCCGUGGCCAACGAGCAGGCCAUGGCGGCCAAGGCCAUAAAGGACGAGUGUGAUGCAGAUCUGGCAGUGGCUUUGCCCAUUCUGGAGUCUGCCCUGGCUGCUCUGGACACCCUUACCCAACAGGACAUCACGGUGGUGAAGUCAAUGAAAAGCCCUCCAGCAGGCGUCAAAUUGGUGAUGGAGGCCAUCUGCAUCCUGAAGGGCAUCAAGCCCGACCGCAUCCCUGACCCCUCUGGCUCGGGCAAGAAGGUGGAGGAUUUCUGGGGCCCGGCCAAGAAACUGCUAGGAGACAUGAAGUUCCUGCAGAGCCUCCACGAGUACAACAAGGACAACAUCCCACCAAACUACAUGUCCAUCAUCCGCAACAAAUACAUCACUAACCCAGACUUUGUCCCGGAGAAGAUCCGCACGGCAUCCACCGCUGCUGAGGGGCUGUGCAAAUGGGUCUGUGCCAUGGACUCUUAUGACAAGGUUGCUAAAGUGGUAGCCCCUAAAAAAGAGAAGCUGGCACAGGCAGAGGGGGAACUGCAGGUGGCUAUGGAGAGUCUUAAGAAGAAACAGGCUGCUUUAAAGGAGGUCCAGGACAAACUGGCCAAGCUGCAGGAGACGCUGGAGGCCAACAAAAACAAGAAGAUCGACCUGGAGAAUCAGGUGGCCUUGUGCAGUAAAAAGCUGGAGAGAGCAGAGCAGUUGAUUGGUGGAUUGGGAGGAGAGAAGACACGUUGGAGUGAGACGGCUUUAGAACUUGGCGAGCUCUACAACAACCUGACUGGAGACAUUCUCAUCUCCGCCGCCAUCGUAGCCUACCUGGGCGCCUUUACCUCCAGCUACAGACAAAGUGCUACAGAGGAGUGGAUAGAGCUUUGCAAAGUCAGGAAGAUCCCCUGCUCCGGGAACAUGUCUCUGAUGAGUUCACUUGGGGAGCCAGUGAAGAUCCGUAGCUGGACCAUCGCUGGCCUUCCCUCAGACAGCUUCUCCAUUGACAAUGGCAUCAUUAUUUCUAACGCGAGGAGAUGGCCUCUGAUGAUUGAUCCUCAGGGCCAAGCUAACAAGUGGGUGAAGAACAUGGAGAAAGCCAACAGCCUCCACAUCGUCAAGCUGAGUGACUCCGACUUCGUGCGGACUCUGGAGAACUGCAUUCAGUUUGGCACACCAGUGUUGCUGGAGAAUGUUGGAGAGGAGCUGGACCCCAUUCUAGAGCCCUUGUUGUUGAAGCAGACCUUCAAACAAGGAGGCAGCAUCUGUAUCCGUCUGGGAGACUCCACUAUAGAGUACGCCCCAGACUUCCGCUUCUACAUCACCACCAAGCUUCGCAACCCCCAUUAUCUACCAGAGACAUCAGUCAAGGUCACGCUGCUUAACUUCAUGAUCACUCCAGAGGGGAUGCAGGACCAGCUGCUGGGGAUUGUGGUGGCCCGAGAAAGGCCAGACCUGGAGGAGGAGAAGCAGGCCCUGAUUCUACAGGGAGCUGAGAACAAAAGACAGCUGAAGGAGAUUGAAGACAAGAUCCUGGAGGUGCUCUCCUCUUCUGAGGGCAACAUCCUGGAAGAUGAGACGGCAGUUCAGAUUCUGUCCUCUUCCAAGGUGCUGGCCAACGAGAUUUCAGAGAAACAGGCUGUUGCCGAGGAGACGGAGGUGAAGAUCGACGAGACGCGGAUGGGCUACACACCCAUAGCCGUCCACUCAGCCAUUCUGUUCUUCUCCAUCGCUGACCUGGCCAACAUAGAGCCCAUGUACCAGUACUCACUCACCUGGUUUAUCAACCUCUUCAUCCUCUCCAUCGACAACUCAGACAAGAGUGAUGUUCUUGAUCAGAGAUUACAGAUUCUGAGGGAUCAUUUCACGUACUCACUUUACGUCAACGUUUGUCGUUCGCUCUUUGAGAAGGACAAGCUGCUCUUCUCGUUUUGUCUUACGGUCAACCUGCUUAAGCAUGACAAACUGGUGGAUGAAAAUGAGUGGCGAUUCCUCCUGACAGGCGGAGUGGGGCUGGAUAACCCUCAUUCUAACCCCUGCACAUGGCUGCCCAAAAAAUCCUGGGACGAGAUCUGUCGGCUGGACGAGAUGGAGGAAUUCAGCGGCCUGAGGAAGGACAUGGCACGUCUGAAAGACGGCUGGAGGGAGGUGUACGACAGCAAGGAUCCUCAUCACAGCCGUUUCCCUGGGGAGUGGGAGGAAAGGUUAGGCCCAUUCCAGAGGAUGUUGAUGAUUCGCUGCCUGAGACCAGACAAGGUUAUUCCUAUGGUACAGGAGUUUGUAUCUAACAGCCUUGGGCAGCAGUUCAUUGAAGUGCCCCCAUUUAACCUCGGCAAAGCGUUUGGGGACAGUCACUGCUGCGCCCCCCUCAUUUUCAUCCUGUCUCCAGGCUCCGACCCCAUGGCCGCACUGCUGAAGUUUGGGGACGAGCAGGGCUUCACGGGGAACAAGCUGACUUCUCUGUCUCUGGGCCAAGGCCAGGGUCCCAUCGCCAUGAAGAUGAUUGAGACGGGGGUGAAGGAGGGCACCUGGGUAGUGCUGCAAAACUGCCACCUGGCCACCUCCUGGAUGUCCACCCUGGAGCGAGUCUGUGAGGAGUUGAACCCUGACACGACCCACCCAGAGUUCCGGCUGUGGCUCACCAGUUACCCGUCGCCCAGUUUCCCCGUGGCCGUGCUGCAGAACGGCGUGAAGAUGACCAACGAGGCUCCCAAAGGGCUUCGCUCUAACAUCAUACGCUCCUUCCUCAUGGACCCCAUCUGCGACCAGGAGUUUUUUGGCAGCAGCUCCAAGCCACCCGUGUUUAAGAAGCUGCUGUACGGGCUGUGUUUCUUCCAUGCCCUCACUCAGGAGAGGAGAAAGUUUGGUCCCCUGGGCUGGAAUAUUCCGUACGAGUUUAAUGAGACUGACCUGCGCAUAUCUGUCCAGCAGCUCCACAUGUUUCUGGACCAGUAUGAGGAGGUGCCGUUUGACGCCAUACGCUACAUGACGGGCGAGUGUAACUACGGCGGCCGCGUGACCGACGACUGGGACCGCAGGACACUCCGCACCAUCCUCUCCAUCUUCUACACGCCCCAGAUCAUCCAAGACCCCCAGUACAAGUUUGACCCCAGUGGCCUGUACUACGCCCCCCCAGAGGGAGACUAUAACAGCUAUAUCGAGUACACCAAGACCCUGCCGCUGUACCCCUCGCCCGAGAUCUUCGGCAUGAACGCCAACGCUGACAUCACCAAGGACCAGGUGGAGACGCAGCUUCUGUUUAACAGUAUCCUCCUCACUCAGUCCCGCUCGUCAGGGGGCGAUGCCAAAUCCUCCGACGACAUGGUCUACGAGGUGGCGGCCGACGUCCUGAGCAAGCUUCCGCGGGACUUUGACACGGAGGCGGCCAUGCGCAAGUUCCCCACCAGCUACAACCAGAGCAUGAACACGGUACUGGUCCAGGAGAUGGGCCGCUUCAACAAGCUCCUCCAGACCGUCCGAGACUCCUGCAUCAACAUCCAGAAGGCCAUUAAGGGUCUGGUGGUGAUGUCAGCUGAGCUGGAGGAGGUGGUGAACAGUAUUCUGAAGGGUCGUAUUCCUGGCAUGUGGAUGAAGAAAUCUUACCCCAGCCUCAAACCCCUGGGAGCCUACGUCCGAGACUUCUUAGAAAGACUCGCGUUUUUACAGGCCUGGUAUGACAGUGGAACGCCGGCAGUUUUUUGGAUGUCUGGCUUCUUCUUCACUCAGGCUUUUCUUACAGGCGGCCAACAGAACUACGCCCGUAAACAUACCAUCCCCAUCGACCUGUUAGGCUUCGACUACGAAGUCAUGGAUGACAAAGAGUACAAAAAACCUCCCGAGGAUGGUGUUUAUAUCUAUGGUCUGUUUUUGGAUGGAGCACGCUGGGACAGGAAGACUAAACUCUUGGCAGAGUCCUACCCCAAAGUCCUCCAUGACACCAUGCCAGUGAUUUGGCUGAAGCCCAUAAAGAGGCAGGAGAUCCCCGAGCGUCAGUGUUAUCUCUCCCCCGUCUACAAAACCAGCGAGCGCCGCGGGACCCUCUCCACCACCGGUCACUCCACCAACUACGUCAUCGCCAUGACGCUCAACUCCGACGUGCCGGCGGAGCACUGGAUCCGGCGCGGCGUGGCGCUGCUGUGUCAGCUGGACUCGUAA